AUGCAUAAUCAACAUGAAUCUCGUCAAUAUCAAUAUAGAGCAAGCACAAAUAUUCGUGAACGGCCAUUACAUUUUUGUAUUAUCUUAGUUUCACUUUUAUUCAUUUUUCUACUUGUUAUUGAAUCAGCAGCAUUUAUUGUACUUGGUGCUUGGCAUCUUAUUAUUCCACGUCUUGAAACUGUAUUAACUUUUUCAAAUGAAAUCUAUCGACGUGAGUUAGGCUUUGGUAUUCUUCUUGUUAUUAUUGGAUCAUUCGGCAUUUUAAUAAGUAUUCUGGGUCUUAUUGCUUUUUUUACUUUACGCUUAGUAUUAUUGAGAAUCUUUGAAUUAUGUUUAUGGCUUUUGAUGAUUGUUGGCGUAGUGGUUGGUAUUAUUGGUAUUAUUUUUGCAUCACAAGUAGAUGACUUUAUGAGUCAAUCAAAUAAUCCAAAUGUAACUGAGAGAACCUAUGCUGAAGAGAAGUUUAUGUUAGGAAUGAAUGGUGGAUUAGUUUUAUUCAUGAGUUUCACCUUGCUUAUUGGUAUCACAAUAGUUCGUUGUUUGACGGGUGAUGUCAACUCAUAUUCAAGUGGUCGUUCGUAUGUUCGGACACAAUGA
Messenger RNA from Rotaria sp. Silwood2, 597 nucleotides. NCBI's taxonomy places the organism in Eukaryota, Metazoa, Rotifera, Eurotatoria, Philodinida, Philodinidae. The record is from the annotation of a GenBank genome assembly.